GUCACGUGGCCACCGCGGAAGCGACAGGCAGCUUUUUGUUGAUGCGGAAGAGAGACGAAAGCUUUGGGAUGUUUUCCGACUGAAGUUGUUUUAAAAUGAAACAAAAGUAACAGGUAACAGGACAAAAAAUAGACAUUACGAGCUUACAGUUGUAUUUGAAGCGACAGACUACAGUUUGAGCGACGUCAUGGCUGGUGGCAAUUUACAGAAAGCUAUAGAUCUUGCCAGCAAAGCUGCAGAGGAGGACAAAGCCAAAAACUACGAAGAGGCCCUCAAAUGUUAUCAGCAUGCAGUGCAGUACUUCCUUCAUGUUGUCAAGUAUGAGACUCAGGGUGAUCGAGCAAAGCAGAGCAUCAGGGCCAAAUGUGCAGACUACCUGGACAGAGCUGAGCAGCUGAAGGAAUAUCUGAAGAAGAAGGAGAAGAGUCCUCCAUCCAAACCUGUCAAAGAGUCCCAGUCAGAUGACAAAGGGAAUGAAAGUGAUGAAGGGGACGACCAGGAGAAGAAAAAGUUCCAAAAUCAACUCUCAGGUGCCAUUGUCAUGGAAAAGCCAAACAUUAAGUGGAAUGAUGUAGCUGGACUUGAGGGAGCAAAAGAAGCUUUAAAAGAAGCUGUCAUCUUGCCCAUCAAAUUCCCUCAUCUGUUCACAGGAAAGAGAACUCCUUGGCGUGGGAUUCUUCUGUUUGGCCCACCAGGAACAGGGAAAUCCUACCUGGCCAAAGCUGUAGCCACAGAAGCCAACAACUCCACCUUCUUCUCCAUCUCCUCUUCUGACCUUGUGUCCAAGUGGUUGGGAGAAAGUGAAAAGUUGGUGAAGAACCUGUUCACUUUAGCCCGAGAACACAAACCAUCUAUCAUUUUCAUUGAUGAGAUCGACUCCCUCUGUGGCUCCAGGAGCGAGAACGAAAGUGAGGCAGCGCGCAGAAUCAAGACAGAGUUCCUCGUCCAGAUGCAGGGUGUUGGAAAUGAUAAUGAGGGAAUCCUGGUCCUGGGAGCCACAAACAUACCCUGGACACUGGACUCAGCCAUCAGGAGAAGGUUUGAAAAGCGAAUCUACAUUCCUCUGCCUGAGGAGCAUGCCCGCUCCUUCAUGUUCAAACUGCAUCUGGGCUCCACCCCCAAAGAAUUGACAGACGCAGACUUCAACACACUGGGCAAAAAGACAGAGGGCUACUCUGGGGCGGACAUCAGUAUUAUCGUCAGGGAUGCCCUCAUGCAGCCCGUCAGGAAGGUUCAGUCAGCCACGCACUUCAAAAAGGUUCGAGGGUCGUCAUGGAAUAAUCCUGAUGUUGUGGUGGAGGACCUGCUGACUCCAUGCUCACCAGGUGAUCCCAACGCCAUAGCAAUGACGUGGAUGGAAGUCCCUGGGGAGAAACUUCUAGAGCCAAUUGUGUGCAUGGGUGACAUGCUGAGGUCGCUGUCCAACACCAAGCCAACAGUGAAUGAGCAGGACUUGGAGAAGCUGCAGAAGUUUACCGAAGAUUUUGGUCAAGAAGGCUAAUAAUAGUCACACUCUGCUCAUAAAUACGACUGUAACUAACAAUUAUUCUCACUGUCAGGUAUGAUCUUGAUAAAUCGAUUAAUCUUUUGGUCUAUCAGGUGUUGGAAAAUGUUCAUAACAGUUACUGGAGCUUAAAGUUCUUAGUUGCUUAAUCUGAUCAGUGGUCAAAAACACACAAAGUACAUAUUACAUUAAGAUGUGAAAAAAGAAAAGUUUAUAUCAGGGUUUAACUCGCUAUGACAGCAGAUGUUCGCAGUUCAUAUUCUAUAAUGAACUAGAACGAUUAAUCGAAUUAUCAAAAUCUUAACUGAUUACUUUUAUGUUGACAAACUAAUAUUUUAAUCAACUGUUUCAGCACUAUUAAUUUAACCAUCCACUGAGGCUAAUGUUUACAUCCAUACUCUUUAUUUGCAAUGUUUCGUAUUUGUUUUGCUUAUUGCUCUAUUAUUGGAAGCCUCCAACCAAAGUCAUACUAAUAGUCUUUAUUUUCUCAAAGGAAAUUUUGAUUAAAGGUACACUGUGGAGUUUUUGACUUCUAGUGGCACCAUGGAGCCAUUUUUUAUGAGGGAGUUUCUGUUUUGUUUGCUGUGCAUGUGCGAUGUGAUAUCAUUCGAUACAUUUUAAGACCUUAAAGAUGCACACAAUGUGUUUUGAUGAGCAGCACUGAAUAUAAACAUGACUUUGUUUACAAGGAAACUCCACACUGCACCUUUAAUCAGUAUCAUUGUACAGAUGGUGAUGGCUUCAGUGGGUAAGUGCACCUUUCCAACACUACAUACCUCUUAUUUUUGUCUAAGGAGAAUUAUAUUGUGCUUAACAGAAUUAGUUGUGUUUUUAUAAAUGGGAAUUUAUGCUUGAAAUGUAGGAAUGCCACUCUUUUAAAUUUGUAAAUAACCUUUUACUGGUUAUUUUUGUUUGAUUUUGCUUCAACCAAAGUUAUCAUUAUCAGCUUCAAAAGGCCUUCUGGGUUUUAAUUAAGUUAAUCAGUUUUAAAUGAAAAUUAAAUACUGCACAAUAAUUCAUUUAAAAGCAUUUUUUAAAUCCAAAUCUACUGACAGUUUCUAUUAUUUCAUAUCUCUCAUUAAGUUAUUUUGACACAUUUUUUUAGUUGAGCUGGAUUUCUAAAAAGGCUCUACUUUCAGUCUGUUACGUUAUAAAGUAUUUAUAUGUUCUGUCUAUGUGCUCAAACUGUGCCUUUGGUUUUGAAAUAUUCUUAUGUUCAUGAGUUUCUUUUUGGGUUUGCAGAGGUUACUUAUUGGUUAAAUAAAUAAAACAUGUUAUGAUGUAUUGCACUUUGUUUGUAUCCUACAUGAUAUGUUCUGUGAACAAAAGUCUCGGGGUGAAAUAAACAACAAAAAAAGAGUCA
This is a messenger RNA of Thunnus maccoyii (southern bluefin tuna), 2867 nucleotides long. Its product is annotated as vacuolar protein sorting-associated protein 4B-like. Gene Ontology annotation, molecular function: ATP hydrolysis activity; ATP binding. The coding region runs from base 188 to 1501 and encodes 437 amino acids. The transcript is spliced from 11 exons. NCBI's taxonomy places the organism in Eukaryota, Metazoa, Chordata, Actinopteri, Scombriformes, Scombridae. Gene Ontology annotation, biological process: vacuole organization; endosomal transport. The record is from RefSeq and is a predicted model, not a curated record.